AUGCGUAAUCAUACCACACGUUCAGCUGCAGAGGGCGGGAACGGGCUGGCCUCGCCUCCCUUGCAGUUGAGCAAAUACGACGACGACGACUCUCCCAGUCGCGAUGCCGUCUUUGGCGAAAUUUCAGAUGAGGGUCCGGACUACAGAAGUGUCGGACUCAUUGGCACAGCGGGCUUGAUGAUGAAAACGCAAAUCGGACUCGGCGUGCUGUCCAUUCCUGCGACGUUUAAUGCGCUGGGAAUGAUUCCUGGUAUUAUCUGCCUGCUGACAGUCGCUAUCGUCACGACAUGGUCCAAUUGGAUAGUGGGCAUCUUCAAGCUGCGACAUCGUCAUGUUUAUGCCAUUGAUGACGCUGGCGGAAUGAUGUUUGGAGCUGUUGGGAGGGAGUUCUUUGGGUUUGCCAUGUGGAUCUAUUGGGUGUUUGUUUCUGGCGCUGGCAUGCUGGGUCUCUCAAUCGGCCUCAAUGCCGUGUCAAAUCACGGGGCCUGUACGGCUGUAUUCGUUGCAGUCGCUGCAGUGCUAGGUUUCGUUCUCUCAAGCAUCAGGACCUUGGGCCGCAUGAGCUGGCUUGCAUGGGUUGGCGUGAUCAGUAUCAUGAUCUCCGUGAUCAUGGUCACCAUCGCCACAGGAGUCCAGGAAAGACCAGCAGCAGCCCCUAAAGAAGGCGUCUGGGUCUCAGACUACAAGCUCUUCAACACACCCUCAUUUGUGCAAGCAGCUUCCUCAAUCUGCUCUCUCAUCUCAGCUUACGGAGGCACUCCCGGAUUCUUUGCCAUUGUUGCUGAGAUGCGCAGGCCAGAGCAAUACACCAGAGCUCUAAUCAUCUGUCAAAGUAUUGUGACGGUGACCUAUCUCAUUAUUGGCUGUUUGAUGUACUACUUCUGCGGAUCAUAUGUCUCCUCGCCUGCGCUUGGCUCAGCCGGUGACACCAUCAAGAAAGCCAGUUAUGGCGUUGCAAUUCCUGGAUUGAUCGUAUCAAUCACUUUGAUUACUCAUCUUCCCAGCAAGUACAUGUUUGUGCGAUUAUUGCGAAACACAAAACAUCUGUCCUCCAAUUCUCUAGUCCAUUGGAGUACUUGGCUAGGCUGCACCUUUGUCGUCUCCAUUAUUGCAUACAUCAUUGCCAGUGCGAUCCCCAUUUUCUACAGCCUGGUGUCACUCAUCGGGGCCCUUGUGGGUACAUUGAUGUGUUUCCAGGCAAUGGGCUUCAUGUGGUUCUACGACAAUUGGGAAAACCGGACCAUUUCACCCAAAUGGAUAUCAGCGUGUGGCUGGGCUUCAUUUGUCAUUGCUUCAGGGACGCUGCUGAUGGUAGCUGGCACUUAUGGAUCGAUUGUCGAGAUUAUACAGGCUUACAAAGCGGCUGGGGGUUCCGGGGCAUGGUCUUGUGCUGAUAACUCUAACUCUUCUUGA
Messenger RNA from Fusarium sp. VM40, 1413 nucleotides. The record is from the annotation of a GenBank genome assembly. NCBI's taxonomy places the organism in Eukaryota, Fungi, Ascomycota, Sordariomycetes, Hypocreales, Nectriaceae.